Messenger RNA from Drosophila ficusphila, 1103 nucleotides. Its product is annotated as RNA exonuclease 4. The coding region runs from base 113 to 979 and encodes 288 amino acids. Gene Ontology annotation, biological process: rRNA processing. Gene Ontology annotation, molecular function: nucleic acid binding; 3'-5' exonuclease activity. The transcript has a single exon. NCBI's taxonomy places the organism in Eukaryota, Metazoa, Arthropoda, Insecta, Diptera, Drosophilidae. Gene Ontology annotation, cellular component: nucleus. The record is from RefSeq and is a predicted model, not a curated record.
UUGCGUCAAACGGUCACUCUGGCAGGUGAUAUUCGAACAAAGUAACACAUUUUGUGUACUAAUAUUGACAAAAGCAUAAUAAUUAACUGUAACCUAUCCAUGACCGGGCAAUAUGUCCGCUGCCCAACGUCAGAAGCAGUUUGACAUGAACCGCAGCCGUUCAAAUAAAUUGGUCAGCAACACCAGCGACUCCAGUAACGACAACAACACCAAUGGAAAUACGAAAAAUGUGGUUUCCCCGCAUCAGCGUAAACUGCAAGCAUCGAUGGAACGACUGCAGGUGCAACAGCCGAACACAAGUCGGCGGGCAGCCGGUUCUAACUGGAUGGCCGCAGCUGGAGGAGCUCCACCAGGAUCGGCUCUUGGGAGCGAAAACAACGAGGCCAAGAUGGAAACAUUACCACUUACAAAAUCGGCACGCACGCGCAACCGAAAGAAAGCCCAAAGUAAUCGCUUUUUGGCCAUGGACUGCGAAAUGGUUGGAGUGGGACCCAAUGGACAGGACGACAUGUUGGCUCGAGUUUCCAUCGUGAAUAAAAUGGGUCAAGUGCUGCUGGACAAGCACGUAAAGCCACGUUUGGAAGUCACCGACUACCGCACAAGCGUGUCGGGUAUUCGCCCGCAUGAUAUAGCUAAUGGAGAGGAUUUUGCCACCGUGCAAAACGAAGUAGUAAAGCUACUCCACGGGCGCAUUCUUGUCGGUCACGCCCUGGGCAACGAUCUUGCAGUGCUAAGCAUCCACCAUCCGUUCGAGAACAUCCGCGACACAUCACGCUACAAACCGCUUCGCAAAAUAGUCUCGAAUGGCCACACGCCCAGCCUAAAACGCCUAACCAUGGCCGUCCUGGGCAAGGAAAUCCAGACGGGCGAGCACAAUUCAGUGGAGGAUGCUCGUGCUGCCAUGAGUAUCUAUAAUCGCAUUGCGGCCGACUGGGAGAAGUACCUGGAGAAGAAGCGGCUCCAGCAGCAGCACUACUAGCUAUUAAAUCCGGGAGUCCCACCACACUCAGGGGAAGAACACGGAAGCCUAUAGUUUAAUAUUGUAUACACGAGUUUCAUUUAUGGGAAACUGUUGCCUAAUAUUUAAAAACGUUACAACUCAA